GAGAAUUCUUAAACUGUAUACUAGGUAUACCCAUACAGUAGCACCUCAGGAAGCAGUGGUAAGUGCCUUCAUAUACUGGCAACAUGGUUGAGAAGCCAGAAAUAACCUAUAAGUAACCCUGAGGCUUCCACCUGCCUUGUAUCCUAAAGUAGGAACUUGCCUAUAGCUGAGGUCCCAGCCUCCAGUCAGCUCAUUGACUUAAUUCAUACAAAAUUCUUACUUGCUCUUUCUUUAAUCAGCAGAAUAAUAGAGUAAGUUAUAGAAAGAACAUCAACACAAAUGGUUAAUGGUAUGUGGUGGGGUAAGUUUCAGCUAUCCAGAAAUGAUUUGCUUUCUGGGACCUUAAUUCCCAAGCACUAUGGCUCUGGGUCCAGGCCCAGAGGUCACUGGGGUCAUUGUGCCCACACUCUCGGGCCAGGGCCUGCUGGAUCACCCUGUGACACAGAGUCCUGCAACCAGGGAGUGGGUGGCAGAAGGCCUAAGGUCUGGAAUCUCACCUAAGUCAGAGCCAGGUGCCACAGAAAUGAUUGACAAUGUCAGGGGAUGAUGCUGAGCCCAGGGAACAAUAGUGGGCAGUGACCUGUGCCCCCCUCUCUCCCAGUGGCAGCCUUAGAGCUCAGGUCUGUCAACCUGCAGAGCCCCAGGAACAACCAGGCUCAUCACACGCAGGAGAUGGGCCUCAAGCGGCUCAUUGUGCGCCGGGGCCAGCCCUUCAUGCUCCAGCUGCAUUUCAACCGACCCUUCCACUGGGGGACUGACCGUAUUACCUUCAUAGCUGAGACUGGACCAGCACCCACGGAGCUGUCAGGAACCCGAGCCACCUUCUCACUCACCCAGACCCGACAAGGGAAUGUCUGGAGUGCUUCUGACUUCACCAUUGACUCCAACUUGCUCUGUGUCUCCCUCUUCACACCAUCCAAUGCAGUCAUUGGCUCCUACACUCUGAAGAUAGAGACCUCUCAAGGCCAGGGUUACAGCUCAACUCACUCCCUGGGGACUUUCUUCCUGCUUUUUAAUCCUUGGAACGCAGAAGAUGAUGUCUAUCUGCCAAGUGAAAUACUGCUGCAGGAGUAUGUCAUGAUGGACUACGGCUUUGUGUACAAGGGUCAGGAGAAAUUCAUCACCUCCUGGCCAUGGAACUAUGGGCAGUUUGAAGAGGACAUCAUAGAUAUCUGCUUUGAGAUCCUGAACAAGAGCUUGUACUUCUUAAAGAACCCGUCCAAAGACUGCUCCCAGAGGAGUGAUGUUGUAUACAUCUGCAGGGUGGUGAGCGCCAUGGUGAGGACAGAGCUCCCAUGCCCCUGUCGGAGGGCAGUCUGGACUUCCCGUAGGCACUGUGGAAACCCACCCAUCUGUUCUUUGCAGAUCAACAGCAAUGAUGACAAUGGCGUGCUGCAGGGGAACUGGGGAGAGGACUACUCCUUGGGGGUCAGCCCGCUGGAGUGGAAUGGCAGCGUGGCCAUCCUGCGGCAGUGGUCAGCCAGGGGCGGGAAGCCUGUGAAGUAUGGACAGUGCUGGGUUUUUGCGGGCGUUAUGUGCACUGUAAUGAGAUGUUUAGGUGUUCCAACCCGUAUUGUUUCCAAUUUCCGUUCUGCACACAAUGUGGAUGGGAAUUUGACCUUAGAUACCUACUAUGAUCGAAAUGCAGAAAUGCUGGCAACUCCGGAACGAGACAAAAUAUGGAAUUUCCAUGUCUGGAAUGAGUGCUGGAUGAUUCGAAAAGAUCUCCCACCAGGAUACAAUGGGUGGCAGGUUCUGGAUCCCACUCCCCAGGAAACCAGCAACGGGCUCUUUUGCUGUGGCCCUGCUUCCGUGAGGGCCAUCAAGGAAGGAGAUGUUCACCUGCCCUAUGACACCCCAUUUGUGUAUGCUGAGGUGAAUGCCGAUGAAGUCAUUUGGCUCUUUGGGGAUGGCCAGGCCCGGGAAAUCCUGGCGCAUAACACCCGUUCCAUUGGGAACAACAUCAGCACCAAGAUGGUAGGAUCAAACCAGCAUCAGAACAUCACCAGCUCCUACAAGUACCCAGAAGGAUCCCCUGAGGAGCGGUCUGUUUUCAUGAAGGCAUCCAAGAAAAUGCUGGGCUCCAGAAGGGCCUCUUCACCCUUGCUGGAUCUGCUGAGGUCCAGGGAUUCUCAGGAUCAGCCAGCGCAGCUGCAGCUUCGCCUGGCCAGGACACCUGAGUGGGGCCAGGACCUGCUGCUGAAGCUGCAUGCCAGGAGGGUGCCAAACAGAGCCCAUCCCCGGGGUCCCAUCAGGCUGCAGGUGCGUUUCUGCGCACAGGCCCUGCUACACAAGGGUGGCGCUCGGGAGCCCCUCUGGAGACAAAUAGUGCACUUGAACCUGGACUUUGGGGAGGAGAUACAGUGGCCGCUCUUGCUACCCUACAUCAAUUAUAGAAACAAGCUGACGGAUGAAAGGCUGAUACGUGUGUCUGGCAUCGCUGAGGUGGAGGGGACGGGGAGGUCCAUACUGGUCCUAAAAGAUAUCUCUCUGGAACCUCCCCACUUAUCUAUUGAGGUCUCUGAGAGGGCCGAGGUGGGCAAAGCACUGAGAGUGCACGUCACCUUCACCAACACCCGAACAGUGGCUCUCAGUCACUGUACGAUGGUGUUGGAGGGAAGUGGCCUCAUCCACGGGCAGUUAUCAAAUGACCUUGGAACUCUGGUGGCCGGACACACCACCCAAAUUCAGUUGGUCCUCUACCCCUUUAAAGCCGGACACCGCCAGCUGCAAGUCCUCAUCAGCAGCAAUGAAGUCAAGGAGAUCAAGGGUUACAAGGACAUCUUCGUAGCUGCAGCCAGGGCUUCUUGACCACCCCUCAUCUCAGGCCCUCCCCUCCCCUGGCCCAAUUUCCUUGUGCCCUCCAGUAGCCCCCUCCACCCCUCUGAUGCCUCCCCUGACCUCUUGCAAGUGGUCCUUCCCCUGCACUUUAGUCCCCUGCCUGCCCCACUUUACUCCUGAAGGUGUAGUUGCUCCUUCUCUCUUCUCUUCCCUGCCUGCCUGGGGGUGAAUGUAGCUCCAUUAGAACACUGUGCAUCUUGGG
Molecule: messenger RNA, 3043 nt
Organism: Phyllostomus discolor (pale spear-nosed bat)
Lineage: Eukaryota; Metazoa; Chordata; Mammalia; Chiroptera; Phyllostomidae
Gene: TGM7
Product: transglutaminase 7
Exons: 11
Coding region: 673-2811 (712 amino acids)
Biological process (GO): peptide cross-linking
Molecular function (GO): protein-glutamine gamma-glutamyltransferase activity
Source: RefSeq, a predicted model, not a curated record